GCAUCACUCUCUUCAUUAGAUGAGCUCUAAGUUGACUGACAGUUAAAGUCAACUAAAGUUCCAAUCCAGGUUGUAAUGAAAUCGACGAACAAAAUUCAUUACAACCCAUUAUUCAGAUUAAACAAGGAAAAGAGAAGAAGAAAAUAUUCUUCUCAUUCAGAAUUCUUGAUCCUUAAACAUGCAACUUGACGAGAGGUGGGCCGUCACUAUGAUUAGGCAAAAACUUAGCCAUCUGUCCGUGGCUCAAUCGGAGUGUACUAUUUAUAGAGUACAUAAGCAUUUACGCAGUGUGAACGACAAGGCUUAUGAACCUGAAGUUAUAGCAAUCGGCCCUUAUCAUCGCGAUAAAGGCAAUCUAAAGAUGAUGGAAGAUCACAAGUUGCGUAAUUUGCAUUUACUUCUUCAGCGUAAGAAUGAUGACGUCGAAAAAUAUGUCUCGGCUAUCGGACCACUGGAGCCACUAGCACGCAAAUGUUAUGCUGAGACUAUUAGCCUUAGCGCUGCUGACUUCAUAGAAAUGCUGGUUUUGGACGGCUGCUUCAUAAUUGACUUGGCACGAAAAUCUAACAUGCCGCACUUGAGAGAGAAGAAUGAUCCGAUCUUCCACAUGGAGUGGAUCAUGAAUAGCUUGCAGCGAGAUCUGAUGCUGUUUGAAAAUCAAAUUCCGUUCUUUGUUCUGUGUAAGUUGUUUGACUUGAUCGAGGUCCCAAACCAACAUAGCCGGUUGAUAUAUCUUCUGCUGAGUUUUUUCGACAAUCUCUACCCUGGAAAAGUAUACGUAGAGAGUAGGAGUUGGAGUUCGCAUGAGAUAAAGCAUUUACUUGACUUGAUACACAGAAACUGGCUUCCAUCAUUUGAUUGGUUGGAUGUGAGCAAAAAUGGAGAGAAUAGAAAGAAAAGAUGGCGGUUUGUUAAUUGUGGGACUUGCCUUGGAGGAGCUAAUGUGAGCAAAGGCGAGAAUAGUAAAACAAGAUGGCGGUUUAUUAAUUGUGCGACUUGGCUUAGAGAAGCUAAUGUGAAAUUUGCAAGACGUGACGAUGUUACUUUGUUCAAUAUAAGAUUCAAGAAUGGAACUAUGUUCCUGGCACCUUUGACGGUUGAAGAUAGGACGGAUUCUUUCUUCAGGAAUGUCAUCGCAUAUGAGCAAUAUUUUCAGGAUACAGAGUUCAGUUUCGUGACGGACUAUGUGAAGUUCUUGGAUUGCCUUAUCGACUCUUCAAGAGACGUUCAAAUACUUGGUCGGGCUGGGAUUAUUGACAAUUGGCUCGGUGACGAUGAAGUGGUGGCCAACAUGAUCAACAAACUUUCUGAUUCUGUGACGGGUCCUGGCAGCAGUUUCGUUUAUGCUAAGAUCUUCGACAGCGUAAACAAGCAUUGCAAUAAACGUAGAAAUAGAUGGAUGGCCAAGCUACGGCGAAACUAUUUGAAUAGCCCUUGGGCUAUUAUGUCCAUUGUUGUUGCUGUUGUAUUGGUUCUACUCACAAUAACACAAACUGUGUUUUCUAUACUGCAGGUGGUUUGAACUAUUGCAUUGCACAGUUAAACCCUACUAGAGAUCUGUGUAGCACAUUCAUUUUGUAAUAAUGUGUAUGGACAUUAAUAUCUGCUCA
Molecule: messenger RNA, 1610 nt
Organism: Sesamum indicum (sesame)
Lineage: Eukaryota; Viridiplantae; Streptophyta; Magnoliopsida; Lamiales; Pedaliaceae
Product: UPF0481 protein At3g47200
Source: RefSeq, a predicted model, not a curated record